Cheilinus undulatus (humphead wrasse) is the source of this 1124-nucleotide messenger RNA. RefSeq names its product transmembrane protein 167A (gene tmem167a). The transcript has 4 exons. Gene Ontology annotation, biological process: intracellular transport; protein secretion. The coding region runs from base 67 to 285 and encodes 72 amino acids. The record is from RefSeq and is a predicted model, not a curated record. NCBI's taxonomy places the organism in Eukaryota, Metazoa, Chordata, Actinopteri, Labriformes, Labridae.
GCUUACGUGGCAUUACGUAAGUUCCAGGGAGCAGGAAGUGUGAUGUGGCUUUGACUUACAACAAAAAUGUCAGCCAUUUUCAACUUCCAGUCACUGCUAACAGUGAUUCUCCUCCUGAUCUGUACCUGUGCCUACAUCAGAGCAUUGGCUCCCAGCCUGCUAGACAAGAACAAGACUGGACUUCUAGGAAUUUUCUGGAAGUGUGCCAGAAUAGGUGAGCGGAAGAGUCCCUGGGUGGCAGCCUGCUGUAUCAUCAUGGCUUUCAGUAUACUCUUUCUACAGUAGCGGUCUGAAGGAAACUACACAAGGAAAUGUUGGGGAAAUAAAUGACAACGAGGAAUGGACAGUAUGAUCCUAGAAGCACAACAGAACCUCCUGAGGUUGUCACUUAGAUAAUGUCAACACGGAGCGCCGUCACCACUCACUGAAGUCACGGAGGGAGAAAAUGUGUCUGCGUAGGGGGAAGGGGUGAGCUGAUAGCCCCACAGUGUGUGUCUUGAUCCCUGCGUGGAUCUGCAGGUCUGUCCUGGUGUUUGCGUGUGUGGAAUGUUUACUCUGGAUGUAUAUGUGUGUGGGGGGCCAAUGCUGUCUGGUAUCUGCCAUUUAGUCUAAAGGAGAGAAGACAGAUUGUGGUGUCAUUUCUGGGAUCAAAUGAUAUAUUGUUCGUCCAAACAUUUCAAACACUUUAUCUCCCCCUCUGAGUUUGUCACAAUUACAUCAAGAUGUUUGAAAUUCUCCUCCAAAACUGUUGUACAAUUUAAAUGGGGGCUUAUCAACUAAGUCGACUUUGUAUCAUCUUAAGCCUUUUAUUUGUAAUCCGUGCCCUGAUUGUUGAAACAAAAUAUGGUCAGAUUCCACAAUGAACAAAGCAAUUGCAUAGGUCUUCGGAUGUGUAAUGAACAUACGGAUUUGCCUCAAAGAGCUGCUGACGUUUUUAAAGUCAGUCAGUUUUCUGCUAUUUAUUAAAGAAACAUUUUUGGAAAUUUGACAAGGCUGAUCUUUGUCAUUUAAAACGUUUUUUAAAAUGGUGUUUGCUGUUGACACAUGUUUAUGUUCACUGUAAUAAUGCCUCACUGUCAUCAACUAUGACUUAAAUUUGCAAAAUACAUGUUGAUAAAUCUGUA